AUGGCAUGGCAUGGCAUGGCAUGGCACUUGACCCCACCCCUAGCACGGAAGGUCGGAUUUUCUGGCUCCCUUCCAGGUUCUCACUCGCUCUUACCCUUACUCUCAAGCCCACCUGCACCCGACCUCACCUCACCUUGCCUUAGGCUCUACAUGCCUUCCUGCCUACCUUACACGCCCCCUGCCCUGUUCUUUCCCUCGAGUGAGGUGAGAGCUGCUGCUGCUAGGUGCGUGAAAACUUGGCAGUCUGCCAAAAAUACACACCCGUACCCGUUUCGCCCUUCACCGCUGUACUGCGCUGCUGCCCACCAAGCAAUUGUUUGA
This is a messenger RNA of Fusarium graminearum PH-1, 321 nucleotides long. RefSeq lists its product as uncharacterized. The transcript has a single exon. NCBI's taxonomy places the organism in Eukaryota, Fungi, Ascomycota, Sordariomycetes, Hypocreales, Nectriaceae. The coding region runs from base 1 to 321 and encodes 106 amino acids. The record is from RefSeq and is a predicted model, not a curated record.